AUGUCUGUUUAUCACGAUGAGGUUGAAAUUGAAGACUUUGAAUACGACGAAGACACCGAAACCUAUUAUUAUCCCUGCCCGUGUGGCGAUCGCUUUGAAAUAACUAAGGAGGAACUUGAGACUGGAGAGGAGGAGGCAACCUGUCCAAGCUGCUCACUUAUAGUUAAAGUUAUAUACGAUCCAGAGGACUUUAUGGUUGGGGAAGAGAUUGCAGCCCCAACCCCAUCAGUAUUUUUGGACAUUCUGGAUUCACUCUAAAACUUAUAUUAUGUAAAGUAAACCUGAUUGAAUACUAAAGUAUAUUCAAAUCAAAUAUAAAGAUUUGAUUCAAAAUGACAAGCAGCGCAAAGACAAGAAUGAAAAAUGGACCUGGAACACAUUUCAUUGUGAAGGAGCCUACUGAUAUAGAUGUUAGCACCAUAGGUACUGGAUGUAAUGCCACAAUGGUGACCACCACAGGUUCAACAUCAGAUGUCUUCAGAAGGUUAACUAAUAAACAGUCACACCAUGACAUGAACGAGAGUGGGGAAUCCAUCCAGGAUGUGCUCUCUGGUAUAAAUGUUCCUCAAAUGAUGGAGAAAAUUCUCAUAGAGAAAAAACUGUCACUCAUGAAAUCACCAGAUGUUGUCAAGUUCCUCAGGGAUUAUCAGAAACAAUGUGAACAAAGGACUAGCAAUUGUGAAAUACGGACUAGUGGGACAAAUAAUACUCACAUAACUAAAUGAAAAGAAGUAUUAAAUAAAGGAAUAGUCGCACUGAAUAUGGGACUAGCUAUUGUGAAAUAUGGACUAGUGGGACAAGUCAUAUAAAUAAAUGAAGGGAAGUAUCAGAUAAAGGAAUAGUCAGAAAAUAAAACACAAAACAAACAGUCACACUGAAUACAGGACUCGCAAUAUUGUUUCAUGAACUCAUGACAUUGAAAUGAUACAACAAUAUUAUGUACUUGUAUGGAUAGAAUAUGAAAAUCAGCCACAAUGUGGUAAACAAUCCACAUAUAUGCAUAUGCAUUCUAUGUCAUGUUCUGGCCAAUCAGAAUACAGGAUAACUAUUCUCUAUUUAACUAGAGAUGACUGGUGAUUUUUGAAUUGACCCCUAGGUUUUAAGGGCCCAGUGGUGAGCUCCCAUGCUGGCUUAUUUAUCCACAAGCAAACUGCUGUAGUGAAACAUCCAAAAGGUGGACAAGAUAAGACUCAUUUACUUGAAAGAAAAACAGUUUGAACAUC
Molecule: messenger RNA, 1223 nt
Organism: Owenia fusiformis
Lineage: Eukaryota; Metazoa; Annelida; Polychaeta; Sabellida; Oweniidae
Source: the annotation of a GenBank genome assembly